This is a messenger RNA of Trichoderma citrinoviride, 1227 nucleotides long. RefSeq lists its product as hypothetical. Gene Ontology annotation, molecular function: protein binding. The record is from RefSeq and is a predicted model, not a curated record. NCBI's taxonomy places the organism in Eukaryota, Fungi, Ascomycota, Sordariomycetes, Hypocreales, Hypocreaceae. The transcript has 2 exons. The coding region runs from base 1 to 1227 and encodes 408 amino acids.
AUGGUUGAAGUCAGAGACGAGCACUUCCCCGGGCCGUUGCCAGAGAGAAAAUCAGAAUGUCCGCUUCUGCAGCUUCCACAGGAGCUUCUCUGCCUGAUUUUCGACUACCUCCCGCCGGCGUGGAUUAUAUCUCUGUCCUUGACUUGCAAAUCCUUGAGGAGCCUCGUGCAUAGUCUCAACAUCGUGCCGGAAAGAGGAGACAUUAACUCUCGAAGUCAACUCCUCUCAGUGCUGCAGAAAGAUGUGCCUGACACAUAUUUUUGCUUCUGCUGCUGGAAGCUGCGGCGCCUCGACCCAUUCGAGGACUGGAACGGCCAGCCUCACAGAUGGACCCCUGGUCCCUAUACAAUCCGAGCAUGGUGGAUGAGCGAGCAAAACAACAUCUGGCAUGUUCCGGCACCAUACCACUACCCUACCUUCAAGAGCCACUUUCAUGUCGAAUUCAUGGAGGCCUAUCUGGUCAUGAACGCUCAUUUUCUGGGCCCCUCUCACGGAUUACCGCUCAAGAGCUUGGAGCGAUAUGUGUCAUUUCAAGACCAGAUCGAGCUCAAUCUAUGUCAAGCCUCCGGCAAUCAUAGCUUACAUCCCGGGGAUCACCCUCGGAAUGGGCAGGGGCUUGUCAGUCUUUGCCACAAUAAGACGGACGAGCUGCCUCGAUUGGCGGGACUGUGGAGCUUCUCGCAUGAAACCCUCCACGGACCGCUGGUGCCCUGGCCAUGCCUGGCAAGGCUCAUCAGCAGUCUGGAGCCAGAAGUAUGCCGCCAUGUAUAUUGCUCAGCCGGUUCAACCCCCCCUUUUUGCAAUCUAAUCCCACCGCAACGUCACGGCAAUGAGUUUCCGCGGUCGCUGAUGUGCAAUGGACUGUACAUGGUGCCACCGUGUGUGAGUUCGGAGUCAGAUUCCUGCGUGGUAUGCAACACGGAUUUCGACAUCUCCCUCAAGCAGGACAAGGACAGCAACGAAUGGAUCUUUUCUCUCAGUGCAUACCACUGCCUGGGUUCGUGUCGGACUCCGUUCGACGAGCUCUGGAACUGGUUUAUAAACGAUAUGCCUCGAGCGCCAGAUGCCGCUAUCACUAUGCGGGAGCGCAACCGAAGAAUGACCAAGCUUGCCAAGCUUAUUGGAACUGCUCGACAGAAUUGGAUCCAGGGUGGACAGAGUCAACUGGUGUACCGUGGCGGCAAAGAGCAGAAGAAAACUCGUGGCUUUACCCCUCGCUUUGUGUAG